Messenger RNA from Aspergillus ibericus CBS 121593, 429 nucleotides. Its product is annotated as DUF3602 domain-containing protein. The transcript has 3 exons. NCBI's taxonomy places the organism in Eukaryota, Fungi, Ascomycota, Eurotiomycetes, Eurotiales, Aspergillaceae. The record is from RefSeq and is a predicted model, not a curated record. The coding region runs from base 1 to 429 and encodes 142 amino acids.
AUGGGCGGAGCCAGAAACAUCUCCCACGGCCGCGGCGGCGCAGGCAACAUCUUCUCCGGCAAGGAAUCCCGCACCACGCCCAAAGACCUCGUCACCCCCACCAUCAAACAAGAUGUCUUCACCACCGGUCGGGGCGGCUCCGGCAACAUGAUGCACAACGACCCGGAACACCCCGAGAUAGCUCGGGAAAUGCAGGAUGUGGACUCGCCCCCGUUGCGCAUGGAAGAAGCGCCGCAUUUCAUGGGUCGAGGCGGCGCCGCAAACGCUUAUAUCCCCACUCCCGAAGAAGAGAAACGCGUGCGCGAACAGGAAGAGGAGCAGUUGCGUCGGGUGCGCACUCAGUCGGAGAACCGGAGGAAGGAUAUCGAGACGUCGAGCGUGUCCGGUGCUGCUGCUGAGGGCGGCGAGGAACGAAAUCCGUCCAGUUGA